This is a messenger RNA of Hermetia illucens (black soldier fly), 570 nucleotides long. RefSeq lists its product as uncharacterized. The transcript is spliced from 2 exons. The coding region runs from base 20 to 556 and encodes 178 amino acids. The record is from RefSeq and is a predicted model, not a curated record. Lineage: Eukaryota; Metazoa; Arthropoda; Insecta; Diptera; Stratiomyidae.
AUUUGACUCCGAACGUACAAUGUCUUCAAAAGUGGGAAAAAUCUGGAACGCGAGAAUGCGGUAUAGCUUUUAUCGUCCACAAGAACUUCGCCCGCAUCAAACCAGUCAAGAAAAGAGUUGGGAAGACAAUGAUGACUCAGUAAUAGACGAAUUCUAUACUUGCCUUGAGUCUGUAUUCGAUUCACUAAGCUCGAACGACGCAAAGGUAGUACCCGAAGACUUCAACAUAAUGCUUGGAAAAGAGCUACUCCACCAUGGAACUAACGGGGGGCAUAGUCUCCACGACAUAACUAACAACAACGGAAGCAGGCUUGUACGGUUUGCUUCCAAUAGAAAUAUGAUAAUCUUUUGGACUUAUUUUCCUAACUGCAGUCUCCACAACACCAUAUGGACCUCACCAGAUGGACGAUGUUUAAUGAGAUUGAUCAAUUUUUCAUUCUUGAGGAACGCUCAUACCAGGAGGCAAAUUGCGAAAGCGACCACGAGCAUAUAUACGGCAUUUGGUUUGACGAAACCAUGGCGGAAGAAUGACACAAAGGUGUCAUUUGCCCUUUAGGUAACCCUGACCCA